Molecule: messenger RNA, 3703 nt
Organism: Acipenser ruthenus (sterlet)
Lineage: Eukaryota; Metazoa; Chordata; Actinopteri; Acipenseriformes; Acipenseridae
Exons: 3
Coding region: 2405-3331 (308 amino acids)
Biological process (GO): lipid transport; lipoprotein metabolic process
Cellular component (GO): membrane; extracellular region
Molecular function (GO): lipid binding
Source: RefSeq, a predicted model, not a curated record
AUUACUUUCGGUUUUCUUCAGAACAUCAGAAGGAGACGGGGAGCUUUUUAGCGGCUAAGGUCAAGUGGCUUCUAACAGUAUUUGCACAUCAAAUAAUAACAUUUUUAAUACUAACUGUCGAGAAUGAAUGUGAAUGAAUGCUGGUUUGUUAUUUGUUAUUUCUUUCAGUGAAUCCUACGGGUCAGACUAAACGCAUUUGACUUUUAUUUUAACUUGGGCCUAACAAAAAAAAAAUGUUUUUUUUUUUUUUUACUCUUUUUUUUUCGGUCAGUUUUGUAUUUUGCUCGGUUUGAAAAGUUCGAUGAGAGACGAAAUAAAGCCGAUCCUGCUUCACCCGCCCUCACACAUCCACGGGGGCGACGGCGACUAACAUUUAAUCCACGCUUUUUUUUAAUAGAAAUAAUUCUAUUUUUGAUAUCAACAUAACAAAUAUUAUUUUUGAUACCAACCAUUCUAUUUCUGAUAUUAACAAAACACUACUAAUUUAUGUAAUAGAAUUGCUGAUAACCGAAAUUAGCACUGUAUAAAGUUAACCAUUUAAAAUUAAACUAUAUAUGUGUUAGAUUUUAUAUAUAAAGAGAGCUCUCCUCAACACUGCAGAGCUGUAUAGAGGUCUAUAGGAAAGAGAGCUCCACACUCAACACUGCAGAGCUGUAUAGAGGUCUAUAGGAAAGAGAACUCCACACUGCAGAGCUGUAUAGAGGUCUAUAGGAAAGAGAGCUCCACACUGCAGAGCUGUAUAGAGGUCUAUAGGAAAGAGAGCUCCACACUGCAGAGCUGUAUAGAGGUCUAUAGGAAAGAGAACUCCACACUGCAGAGCUGUAUAGAGGUCUAUAGGAAAGAGAACUCAACACUGUAGAGCUGUAUAGAGGUCUAUAGGAAAGAGAGCUCCACACUCAACACUGCAGAGCUGUAUAGAGGUUUAUAGGAAAGAGAACUCCACACUGCAGAGCUGUAUAGAGGUCUAUAGGAAAGAGAACUCCACACUGCAGAGCUGUAUAGAGGUCUAUAGGAAAGAGAACUCCACACUGCAGAGCUGUAUAGAGGUCUAUAGGAAAGAGAACUCAACACUGUAGAGCUGUAUAGAGGUCUAUAGGAAAGAGAGCUCCUCUCAACACUGCAGAGCUGUAUAGAGGUCUAUAGGAAAGAGAUCUCAACACUGCAGAGCUGUACAGAGGUCUAUAGGAAAGAGAACUCAACACUGCAGAGCUGUACAGAGGUCUAUAGGAAAGAGAACUCAACACUGCAGAGCUGUAUAGAGGUCUAUAGGAAAGAGAGCUCCCCUCUCAACACUGCAGAGCUGUAUAGAGGUCUAUAGGAAAGAGAACUCAACACUGCAGAGCUGUAUAGAGGUCUAUAGGAAAGAGAACUCCCCUCAACACUGCAGAGCUGUAUAGAGGUCUAUAGGAAAGAGAUCUCCACACUGCAGAGCUGUAUAGAGGUCUAUAGGAAACAGAACUCCACACUGCAGAGCUGUAUAGAGGUCUAUAGGAAAGAGAACUCCACACUGCAGAGCUGUAUAGAGGUCUAUAGGAAAGAGAACUCCCCUCAACACUGCAGAGCUGUAUAGAGGUCUAUAGGAAAGAGAGCUCCACUCUGCAGAGCUGUAUAGAGGUCUAUAGGAAAGAGAACUCCACACUGCAGAGCUGUAUAGAGGUCUAUAGGAAAGAGAGCUCCACUCAACACUGCAGAGCUGUAUAGAGGUCUAUAGGAAAGAGAGCUCCACUCUCAACACUGCAGAGCUGUAUAGAGGUCUAUAGGAACGAGAACUCCCCUCAACACUGCAGAGCUGUAUAGAGAUCUAUAGGAAAGAGAACUCAACACUGCAGAGCUGUAUAGAGGUCUAUAGGAAAGAGAACUCAACAUUACAAACGUAAUACCGAGCCACAAAAAGGGAGACAAAACCGAACCAGGUAACUACAGACCAAUAAGCCUGACUUCUAUUAUAUGUAAACUUAUGGAAACUAUAAUAAGAUCCAAAAUAGAAAAUUACCUAUAUGGUAACAAUAUCCUGGGAGACAGUCAGCAUGGUUUUAGGAAAGGGAGAUCGUGUCUAACUAACCUGCUUGACUUUUUUGAGGAUGCAACAUCGACAAUGGAUAAUUGCAAAGCAUACGAUAUGGUUUAUUUAGAUUUCCAGAAAGCUUUUGACAAAGUCCCGCAUAAAAGAUUAAUUCUCAAACUGAAUGCAGUAGGGAUUCAAGGAAAUGCAUGCACAUGGAUUAGGGAGUGGUUAACAUGUAGAAAACAGAAAGUACUGAUUAGAGGAGAAGAGGGGCGGUCUAAGAAGAGAGAAAAAGGUGAGAAGUGAAGCUCUAAACUCUUUAAUAAUUGGCUUAUUUCACUUCUGUUGCAGAGGAGAAACACAGCUAACUGAGGAACGAGUGAUUCAGUAGAGAGAGACAUGGACCCGACUCCAAGGAGAAGAAGACGACGCAGUAAUGAUUUUGAACCACCCGCUCUGUCCGGAGACUCUUCCAGAGGGAAUAUCCAAGUGAAGAGACAGAGGAGGGAGGACAAGGAGGAACUGAAGAGCGAUCCUGUAUUGGAAAUGAAGAAGAUCCAGGAAUUCGUUCAGCGGUUCCCAGAUCAGCAGAAGGAAACAGAAAGCUCUGUGAGGGAACUGAAGAACAUCGCUGCCUACAUUCGCAAUGACAGAGAUGCCCUGGUUGAUGGGUCUCCAGCUACUUCUCUCAUUCGAAGAGGAGCAUGGCUCGGAGCUGCAGGUGUAACAGGAUUGGCGCUGGCUCCGUUCACAGGAGGAGCCAGUCUAGCAGUUACUGUAGCAGUUUCUGUAGCGGCUGCUGGAGGCGGUGCAUUCGCUGCCAGUAAAGGGGGAUCAGCCUUGAAAGAUUACAAUAAGAAGUUAGAGGAUAUACGUGAAAAUGCGAGACGCAGGAUGACAGAGCUCGGCAGAUCUGCCACCACAGCAAUCGCAGCUCUUUUAAAACUAAAGAGACUCUCCGGGCUGCGCACUGCUGCUGACCCAGAUUAUGAAAAGGUGUUUGAAAUGCUACAGACAGACUCAGGUCUCAGAGAUCUGACAGAGAGGAUGGAAGAGUUACUAGUGGCUAGCGGCACUGACAAAUUAGCAGAUAGUGAGAUAGAUAAAAUAGCUGAAAACGUUUUUCCAAAUGACCUGAAGGCGCUGUUAUCAUUGUUUUCUAUCAUUCUAAGAUUUAAUAUCAAGAACCAGAAAAACGAGAAGGCGCGUAAGAUCCACGAUUGUGCUGUGAAGCUUGAGAAAAACCUGCAGACAGGGAGGGAGAUCCAGACAGCCAUGAAAAAACUCCAACUGAAAUGGUUCCAGUGUGAGCGCCGCGUGUUGUGAAAGAGGAGGCGCAGUCGUGUAGAUAAGCGCUGUUUCCAACGGGCUCUGGAGCUUUCAGAGUUCAUUAAUAAGAACGGAUGCCCCGCCCCCUUCUGGCUAUAACGGGUUUCAAAAUUUUAAAACAAUUUUUUACGUUUUAUUUUUGUAUAUAUGUUUUUGACUUUAUUAUUGGUUGGGGUUCGGGCUAGUCUGGGCAUGCGCAGUACACACAGUAGGAACAUCUGACAGGACGUGACAGCGGUGUGUGGAGAUUACAGAAUUAAUUACCCAGGAUCUCAGUCCUCAGCGAGCCUCCGCAGAAAAUCAUCUUUUACAAUUAGCAUUGUGGUGUGUUUGUUUUUUCUCCAUUGCAUUUAAUUACUGUUCUACAUA